Spodoptera littoralis (African cotton leafworm) is the source of this 1200-nucleotide messenger RNA. Lineage: Eukaryota; Metazoa; Arthropoda; Insecta; Lepidoptera; Noctuidae. The record is from the annotation of a GenBank genome assembly.
AUGAGUAAAAUCAUUCCUUCCGUCGCUAAGCUUCUGGCCGGUAAUACGGUUGCGAAAGUGGGUGCCCCAGUUGCAACGACUUCUAGUGCAAAAUACAGUACGAAGAGUGAAGCUUCAUUUGAAAUCAAGCCUUUCAAACUCCAUAAAUUGGAGAAAGGCCCUGCCACAACAGCUACCCUAACAAGUGAAGAUGCCCUCAAACUGUAUGAACAAUUGGCGAUUCUGCGUCGUAUUGAAACCGCUUCCGGCAACUUGUACAGGGAGAAGAUCAUCCGUGGUUUCUGUCACUUAUACUCGGGUCAGGAGGCUGUAGCCGUGGGAAUGCGUGCUGCGAUGCGAGAUAUAGACACUGUGAUCACUGCAUACCGAUGCCACGGCUGGACCUAUCUAAUGGGUGCUAGUGUACUUGGUGUUCUUUCCGAACUCACUGGCCGCAGGACAGGAGUAUCACGAGGCAAAGGAGGCUCUAUGCAUUUGUAUGCAAAGAAUUUCUAUGGUGGCAACGGCAUUGUUGGAGCUCAAGUGCCGUUGGGAGCUGGUAUAGGUUUCGCGCACAAAUACAAAGGCGAUGGCGGAGUAAACUUUGCAUUGUACGGCGACGGUGCCGCGAACCAAGGACAGUUGUUUGAAGCCUACAACAUGGCCAAACUAUGGGACUUGCCUUGCGUGUUCGUCUGUGAGAACAAUGGAUACGGUAUGGGAACAAGUAUGGAGCGGUCUUCAGCCAGCACGGACUACUACUCGCGCGGUGACUACAUCCCUGGUAUCUGGGUGGACGGUAUGGACGUGCUUGCUACCAGGGAGGCGACCAAGUUCUGUAUCGACUGGUGCACAAGCGGAAAAGGUCCAUUAGUCAUGGAGAUGGAAACAUAUCGUUACUCCGGCCACUCUAUGUCGGACCCUGGCACCUCGUACCGUACUCGUGAUGAGAUCCAGGAAGUCCGUCAAACCAGGGAUCCCAUCACCUCCUACAAAGACAAGAUUCUGAGCAACGAACUCGCAACACCUGACCAACUUAAGGAAAUCGACGCAAAAGUACGUCAAGAAGUUGACGACGCUACAAAGCAGGCGAAGACCGAGCCUGAGAUCGGUAUCGAGGAGCUGGCUGGAGACAUCUACGUCGACUGCAUUGACCCUGUCAUCCGAGGCGUAAUCCCUAACGCGCCCCUACAACACAUCUCCGUCGCUCAACGCAAUUAG